This is a messenger RNA of Medioppia subpectinata, 1143 nucleotides long. Lineage: Eukaryota; Metazoa; Arthropoda; Arachnida; Sarcoptiformes; Oppiidae. The record is from the annotation of a GenBank genome assembly.
AUGUAUCCCAGGAUUAGGGAGUGUUUGACUGACUUUAUGGACCAUUUGGAGAGAUUGGCCCAAAAGAGAGCGGAAAUCAAUUUAAAGGACAUGUACGGCAACUAUACGAUGGAUGUGAUCGCCACCACUGCCUUUGCCACCAACACCGAUGUUCACAAGUCGUUGGAUAAUCCGUUUGUAGUGAACGCUAGAAACCUUUUAAACUUAAAUCCAAUCAAAAGGAUUGCGUUACUUAUGUUGCCAUCGGUUUUGCAACAAUUGUUUGGUUUAUCCCAAUCCGAGAGCAGAGAGUUCUUCGUCCGAUCUAUUCGUCAAAUUAUGGCCAAUAGAAAGAAAAUUGAGGCCAAAAAGUAUAACGACUUUUUGCAACUCCUUAUUGAUUGCGAGAAACAAAAUGAUAUCAUUCGCGAUGAAAACGAUAAAUUAGAUUCACAUCACAUUAAUGAAGGCGAAGAAGAGCUCUCGGCUGAGAAAAAAGCGCUAAAUAUAAAUAUUGUUGACAAACAUUUGACUGACAACGAAGUGAUGGCUCAGGCGAUAGUGUUUUUGUUGGGCGGAUAUGAGACGACAUCCAAUUUAUUAUCAUUUUGUUCGUACGAAUUGGCACUCAAUCCACACAUUCAGGACAUACUUUGCAAUGAAAUCAAUUGUGCCAUCGAUUCCAACGGAGAGAUACCGUACGAAGUGUUGGCAAAACUGCCGCAUUUGGAUGCAGUCAUCUCAGAGACACUUAGACUUCACUCACCGUUUCUACGUUUGUCACGAUUGGCCACAACUGACUACCCGUUGGCCGACACCGGCAUCACAUUGAGAGCCGGACAACAAAUUGAUUUCCCAAUACAAGCGAUCCACAGAUCGGAAGAGUAUUAUGAAAAUGCUCAUCAAUUUAACCCUGAUAGAUUUAUGCCCGAGAAUAGGCAUAAGAUAAUUCCCUAUACAUACCUGCCCUUCGGUGCCGGUCCUCGCAAUUGCAUUGGUAUGAGGUUUGCAUUACUCAACGCGAAGUUAGCGUUGGCUCAUAUCGUAAAGAAUUACACAUUUUUUCCAACGCCUAAUACUGACCGUCCGAUUCAUUAUAUGAGAGGGAUAUUGAAUCUAACGUUUCCUCAAAAGCUUAUUGUAGGCAUUGAUAAGAGAUGUUAA